This is a messenger RNA of Orbicella faveolata, 1089 nucleotides long. RefSeq names its product kelch-like protein 3. The record is from RefSeq and is a predicted model, not a curated record. NCBI's taxonomy places the organism in Eukaryota, Metazoa, Cnidaria, Anthozoa, Scleractinia, Merulinidae.
AUGGAAAUUUAUCGAAUAAAGGAUCCACCAGGACGCGAUGUGCAACGAAGGGAAGAUCAACCAAGUGAUUUUACCUUGGUUGCAAGCGGUGGAAAGGAGUUCAAGGUGCACAGGAGCGUUCUUUCGGAGGCAAGUGUCUUCUUUCAAAAGCUUCUGAGUAGCGACAUGAUGGAAAAAAACGAGUUCCUCAAUUUAUCAAGCCAACAAGUAGAGAAGUGGAUAUCAAGCGAUGAGAUAGUUUUAAACUCCGAGGAAGAUGUUUUCGAGAUCAUCAUCAAAUGGAUCGAGCAAGACAGAAAUGGACGCAAAAUUCAUUUCGCCAGUCUAUUUCGUCACGUUCGGUUGAUUUUUGUGACGCGUGACUAUUUGUUCAAUGAUGUCGUGACAAACCAGCUAGUGAGAGACCUAGAAGAUGACCCCUGUCUGCACCAGUUGAGAAGUUCAUUAAAUUUUGUCGUUCAAGCUAUUCACAGUGAUCUUCCUUGGCCACAAACACCCAGGAGGACACUUGAAGAGGUAGAUGGUAUUGUAGCAUUCGAGAAAAACCAGACACUGCUUUAUCUCCCGCAGAAAGAUAAGUGGUUUCAGCUUCCUGAUACUGUAUCCCCGGCUUUAGAAAUGAUAUCUUGUCAAGGCAAAAUCUACAAUUUUUCAUAUAAAGCGUAUGAACGAUAUGAUUCACUUGUAAACUCCUGGUCUCCGGUAUCCUGUCCAUUUACACCAGCAGGUGAGAGCUUCUACAACUUCUGCCAUGCAGUGGUUGUUAGAGGAGACAUCUACCUCGUUCUAAGUAGAAAUGACUUAGUUUUGUUUAAGUACAGCACUGCUUCAAUGUCUUGGCAACCCGUUCCAUCCUGCCAGUGGCGUGGGAAAGAAGAAGCUUGUGUUGUAGUUUUGGACAAGGAUAUCUAUACAGUUGGUGGGUUUGAUAAAGGUGCGAUUCUUACUGAAGCCAGAAGAUAUGACACAACAGAAAACACCUGGACAGAUAUUGCAGACAUACAGGAAGGUCGACGCAUGGCCUUUGGUGCAUCUUUUCAUGGUCUCGACAUGAAAUUGAGGUUUUCGGGUCUCGUCGAGCCAAUAUGA